Eruca vesicaria subsp. sativa (arugula) is the source of this 228-nucleotide messenger RNA. The record is from the annotation of a GenBank genome assembly. Lineage: Eukaryota; Viridiplantae; Streptophyta; Magnoliopsida; Brassicales; Brassicaceae.
AUGACUUUUGUUAUACCGCACCAUAACGAGAAUACUUUGACAAGACUUUUUGCUGAGCUGCAAGACAGAGAAACCGAAUUUGGAAUCUCAGACAUUCAACUUGGUCUAGCAACUCGUGAAGAAGGCUUCUUGAACAUAGCAAGAAAAGCUGAACUAGAAAGCCCUGCUGUUGAUGGUACAAUGGUCACUCUCGAACUAACAUCUGGCUCAUCCGUUGAGGUAAAGUAA